Molecule: messenger RNA, 3949 nt
Organism: Pelmatolapia mariae (spotted tilapia)
Lineage: Eukaryota; Metazoa; Chordata; Actinopteri; Cichliformes; Cichlidae
Product: SPRY domain-containing SOCS box protein 4-like
Exons: 4
Coding region: 686-1546 (286 amino acids)
Biological process (GO): proteasome-mediated ubiquitin-dependent protein catabolic process
Cellular component (GO): SCF ubiquitin ligase complex
Molecular function (GO): protein binding
Source: RefSeq, a predicted model, not a curated record
CUCUGGGUGCUUGGCUACCUUGAUGUGUCGAGCUCCUGUUUACUACAACAAAGAAACCGUCGCUUAAUCGCCAAAAACAUUAGUAACAGCGCUGGAAUAACGUUGUUGUUGUCAGCGGAGGAGGAGAGGUACUUCGUUUCUUCGUAUCCCGCGGAGAUUUCGCCCGGGAAAACUAUCGUUUGUGGACUGAUUGAGGACUGGUCGGUGAGUGUUAUCCCCGUGUAUCCUGGACCGCCCGCAGGAUUUGGGUUUCCUGCAUGCGAGCAAAAUACCGGGAGGAUUUGACGUCCAGUCUUUUGAGCUCUGUGGUGACGACGGGAGAUCGGGGCUCUUCUCACCGCCACCAUGUGCGAGCUUUCAUCAGGCCACUUCACAGCCCUCUGAGCGGAAACCGGACCACCGCCGGCGCAUACUGUGAAGGCACGCUGCCGCCGCACAGACAGUGACGCACACGCGGGAGUGACAGCGGCUCUGUCUUUCUGAAGAAAUCUGUGGCAUGAAACCAGAUCACACAGGUCUCUCGUACACCACCUUCAUCUCCCUUUACCACUCUCCAGUUAGAAACACACACCUCAGCUUCACUGCAUUGAUGAGGUAACGUCAGGCUCCGUGCAAGAACCCACCUGCAGCGACGCCUCCUUCCCCCCUUCUUCCUCUUCCUUCUGUCAGUCAUUGCACCGCAGCCAUGGGCCAAAAAAUCUCUGGCAGCAUUAAAUCAGUAGAUGGUCGCGGGGAAAGCGGUGGCUCCCCAUCCUACCGACCCCUGACUCAUCGCCGGCAGCACCCUGAGCUAAGGGGCCCAGAUUUCUUCAAACCUCCCAGGCUGGAUCUCCUACUGGACAUGCCGUGCGCUGGACUGGAGACUCAACUCCGUCACGCGUGGAACGCCGAUGACCGGUCGCUUAACAUCUUCAUCAAAGAGGACGAUAAGUUAACGUUUCAUCGCCACCCUGUCGCUCAGAGCACGGACUGCAUCCGGGGGCGGGUCGGAUACACGAGGGGACUCCAUGUAUGGAAGAUCAACUGGCCUGUCCGGCAGCGAGGCACCCACGCUGUGGUUGGAGUGGCAACCUCCGAAGCUCCUUUGCAUUCUGUUGGCUACACAGCGUUAGUGGGGUCAGACUGCGAGUCCUGGGGCUGGGAUCUGGGACGUAAUAGGCUCUACCACGACAGUAAGAACAGGGCACACAGCUCACUGCCCUCUUACCCUUGUUUCCUGGAGCCGGAGGAGUCGUUCACCCUUCCGGACUCUCUGCUAGUGAUACUGGACAUGGACGAAGGGACCUUAAGUUUUAUGGUGGAUGGACAGUAUCUAGGAGUGGCAUUUAGAGGACUGAAAGGAAAGAAGCUGUAUCCCAUCGUCAGCGCCGUGUGGGGACAUUGUGAGAUAUCCAUGAAGUACAUCAACGGCCUGGAUCCUGAGCCUCUUCCUCUGAUGGACCUGUGUCGGCGUGCGGCCAGAGUGGCGUUAGGUCGGGAGCGGCUUCAAGAGAUCGAGCGCCUUCCUCUGCCCCAGUCCUUAAAAAAUUACCUCCAGUACCAGUGACUGACAUCGGUAGAGCCAGCUGGGAAUACAAGGAACAUACAAGGAAGUCCGAAGAUGGAUGAUUGAUGCAAGCAUGUCCACAGUGGGAGCGCCACAGCUCUUGCAGAUUUCUAAAGAUGGUGUCUGAACUGACGGGGGUCAAACAAAGAAUAGGACAGCACCAGCUUCUUUUGGAUUUCGAGCUGCUUUUUUUCAUUCGCUCAGAACUUGAAAUAAAUUCUUAAUGAUGGCGUCCCAUCAGUGUCUCACUCAUCCAGAAUAAAAGCCCAUCCUCAGAUGGCACAGCGUGGUUAAGCAGUCGAAAAGACGGUGGUAAGACAACCACCGCCACCUAGUGACGGGAAUAAAAACAGCACAGAGAAAGCACACUAAACCCAUCCACGGAGGCCUUUCUGACGUGCAGUCAGCAACCAUUAUCAUUGCUGUUGAAUCCCAUAGAGAGUGUUCAUGAUCUCCACUGGCACAGGCUGCAGAGUCCAGAUGUCCAAAAGGAUUUUAGCACUAAUGUUUUUAUCAGAUUGACAUCGGGCCACGACCAAAAGCUCACACUGCAUACAGAGCACAUCAAAGUGUGGCUAAUGGGCUCUAUGCACAGUUUGAAAGUCAGUAUGCCAAAAGAUAUGCCCUGGCUUCAGGGAGACAUUAGUUAAAAGAUAAGCCCUUUUCAGACAUGUAGCAUUUCUGGCCCUUUUAAAUGGAGACUUAUUAAGAUAUUCGUAACAACUAUACACGCGCAUAAUGUUCGUCACGGUAUGAAGCAAAAGUGCUCUCUUGCACCGAUAGUAAAAAUUAAUGUUGAAGGCGGGGGGAGUCACCAGUUCUCACUCAGUUUUAAGAUGUUUUAACAUAUGACAGAUUUUAAUCUACUGUUUGUUUUAUGAGAUUCCAGUAGAGAUAUAUGGAAACCAUUUUACAUACAGGAUGUGUAUGAUCCUGUAUGUGUGGAAAUCAAUGAAUUAGUCGACUGAUUUAACCAAACGGAUAUUCAGGCUGAGAUUUCUGCUGAUUUUUGUUUAUGGUGCAGAAUUUUCAAAAAGCUAUUUAAAAAAAGAGAGAACAUUGUAAAGUGAUUCAUCCUUUGCUGUCUGCAAAGUCUCUGCAACCAAAGCUUGCUCUAAUGUGAUUGAUCAACAACAAGUGGACUACUAACUGAAACCAGAGUGCUCCCACUAAUCAAAAUCUUGAUUUUGCAUAUUUCACAUACAGAAUCUGGUAGUAUCAUAGUGAUCACCCUGAACGAAAGCUGAGAAAUUAAGGACGAUUAUUAUUUAAUGUAUAAACAACUUUAAUAAGUUAGAUUUAGCUCAUUAACUCUACUUCCCUGCCCUACAAACUACAGAUUGUUUGACUAUAAAGCUCCCAAAACUUCUGGAGCAGAGAGGCUUUCAGUUGUAGCAGAUGUAGCUGACGAUCACCAACAAUAAACAACAGCCUGUCAUCAGAUUUUUGGUUAGAAAGUGGAACUGCUCUGCGUGUCUGAAAGGGGCUAAUCAUGCUUGUUGUGUAAAGUAUUGGAAUUUUUUUUUUUUUCUUUUUGAUUGUUUGUUUUUGUUUUUUACGGCACUGCGAACCAUUCCUCACCAGACACUAGAUCAUGUAUUACGAUGUCAUCUCACAACCAAAGUAUAUCACAGGAAGCUGCAGAGUGCACGAAUGUAUCUGCGAGCUGCAGGUCGCGGGCCGGACACGCUGUUGGCACGAAGACGCCACCUGCUGCUGUUUGUAGCACCCUGCUGUAGCUCACGGCGGGCGGACGGUAUCCGUCGCGCUCGCCGCACAACUGUCUUAAUGACCACGAACGACAAACUGACAGGGGCGGAUCUAAGCCGACUCGAUCCGCGACUCGAGGCUGUAGUAGCGCAGGCGAUGUGCUGCUGGCUCAUAAUAGGAUGCAGAUGACCAAUGCACAACCACACACGUGCUCACUGAAGACCAAUCACGUUUUCUUUCCAAUAAAAAGACUGAAGUCACUUUUUUUGGUUUGAUUUUUUUUUUACUCUUGGGUUUAUAUCCUUCAUUAAUAUUAUUAUUAAUAUUAUUAUUGUUAUUGUGAGUGUGGGGGUCUGACUGAUGACGGUAGGAAGACGAUGUUUAUUUAUGACAGGCUAGUUCUGUUUAUUUCAUUAAACUGAUCAUUGAUGGUUACAUUCAGGUAAAUUAAAUGCAAAGAUGCUGACGAUGAAGGGAGAUAGAAAUUAAAAUUUUUUGUUCGAUGCUGCUUUUAUUAUUAUUAAUAUUAUUUUAUUAUUAUUAAUAUUAUUAUUAUUUGUGAUGGCGGUGGUCUUACCUCCUGUUUCUGUAGGUUAGGAUGGGGGAAGAAAGGACCUGUUCACGUACGUAGUCGAAUGUAUGGACAGACGGUGCAGUUGAGAUGUCAACAGACAUGAAAUGUGAAUAAAAGCC